This is a messenger RNA of Paramecium tetraurelia, 1410 nucleotides long. RefSeq lists its product as uncharacterized. NCBI's taxonomy places the organism in Eukaryota, Ciliophora, Oligohymenophorea, Peniculida, Parameciidae. The record is from RefSeq and is a predicted model, not a curated record. The transcript is spliced from 4 exons.
AUGAUUGAUAAGAAUUAUCACAUUAAAUUAAACUUUUCCCAAGCGACGCUGAAUGAAUUAAGAGUUCCAUAUUUCCAUGUAGAUAAUGGAUGCUAAUUUAAUCAAUCAGAUCAAUCAGAGAUACAAGUGAUGAAAGGCAUUUGUCCCAUCUGUAAAGCUUAAAAAAAAGAAAAUUAAAGUUAUGAUCACAUACAACAAGAUGACAAUCUAUUAAAUUAAAUUGAAUAAAAAAAUGAGAGAUAAAUAGUUUAUAAGGUUGAUCAAAAGGCUCUUUAUUUUAUGAAAAGGAGGAAUUAUACAUAAGACACUAUAAGUUCAAUAACUGAAGUGCAUUAAUUACAAAAAGACUUUUAUUAAAAUAUGAGAGAAAAAAAACCCAUUACUUUAGAGCGUAUUUAAGAACUUGCUUUAUAAAGAAAUCAAAAAUACAUAAAUUGCCUUUAAAAUUUCUCAGAAUCACAACAAAUACCAAUUUUAAUGGCAGUGUUAAACAAUAAAUUAGUAUUAUUUUAUCAUUUGUACAAACUAAAAGUGGAAUUAAAUUUGUUGGAUGUAACAUUUCCUAAAAUAAGAUCAAAAAUUUAAUAUAGUACUCAUGGAGUUUUACAAUAGAUUAUUUUUUUCGAGAGAGAAAUAUAUUUCCUUUUUUUAAAGCAGAAUGCAUCAUUACUCUUCAAAGGAGAAUUUUAAUAAAUUUUUACUUAAUAAACUAAUUAGGAAACUUUAUUCCAAAUAAAAUCACAUUCUAACAUCAAAAUAGAUGGCCCAGCUAGAUUAAUCGAAAUCGAACAUGAUAUUAAAGGUUAGGGUAAAAUGAACGAUCUUAUCAUGCUUGGAAAUAGAGUCUAUUUUUCAAUUAAAUAAAACUGUACUUAGGAGCAUUAUUUUGAUCGAUUAUAUUCUAAUACAUUAUUUCAUUAUUUUGUUGAUAAUAGAUAAGUUCUUAUGGUGAAUUAGGAGGAGAUUAGAGAUACCAAUAAAAGCAAUAUAUUAUACUUUUGUUACGAUCUUUCUAAACCAAGAUUCAUUUAAGACCCCAAAAACAGCACAGAAGUAUUGCCAUCGUAUUAGAAAUAUGAUAAUUAUUUGACUUUCGGGGAUUAAAUGGUAUUAUUCAAUACAUAAGAAUUAAAAUAUGAAAAAUGUAAUACUUUAUCCCUUACCAGUUGGUUACCCAACACUGUAAGAGCCAAUCCUCUCUCCAUGAAUGUCAAUGUAUUAAAUCAUCAGAGUUACAUGUAAACCCUCAAAAUUACUUCCACACAAAAAUCUAUGAACAGUAUCACUUGCAAAUUGAUUGGAUUAAGAUUGGCAAAGAAGGAUUUGUAAUAACAAGAUGAAUCAGAUGUCUUUCCAGCAUUAUUAGUGUAUAAUGGCUAGACAUCAUCAUUUGAAGUUGAGCUUAUUUGA